AUGGAUGCUGGUCGUGUGCCCCAUAGCUUCCAGAGAUUAAGCCCAGGACCUGAUGCUUAUAACCUCCAGACAUCUCUACUUUACAAGCACGAUUUUAACAGAGGAGAAUCCAGAAUGUUUCGUCUGCCUGUUGCAGUAAAGAGGGAAAAACCAAAAAAUGAAAAUCCUGCACCAAAUCAAUAUGAUGUGUCUUAUAGUGGCGUGGACAAAAAUUCAACCGUUUCAGCUCAAAGUGCAUUUCGCUCUAAAACCAGACGGAGUGCCAGUGUCUCAGACAACUUUAAAGGACCCUCUCCCUGCCACUAUAACGUGAGUGACGCUUCGCUCCAGAAGAUGCCUCAAGUUCCUUUCUCCUGUUUUAAAUCCACCACUUCCCGGAUCCAGUCACCAGUGAGGAACAACAUCCCGGGUCCCGGGACCUAUAACCCCUAUCAACCACCAGAACCUGUGAAGAGAACCGUUCUGCCAAGGAGACACUUCUUGGGAUUAUCAGCGCCACCUCUGAUACCCACCAAAGACCCACCCUUCCCAGGCCCGGGACAUUAUGACAUAGUGAACUACAAUCGUCCGGUCAAACACCUCGUAUCUAGCGCUGCCUUCCUGUCUGGGACAAGCAGGUGGAUACAGGACGUCAAAGGACAGGAUAUGCCUGGUCCAGGUUUCUAUGAACCCAUGGUCCUUUCAAAGACGUCGUUCUUGUAUAAUCCUGCAAAAAUGUGGAUACCAGCUUAA
Sinocyclocheilus grahami is the source of this 732-nucleotide messenger RNA. Its product is annotated as O(6)-methylguanine-induced apoptosis 2-like. Bases 1 to 732 code for a protein of 243 amino acids. Lineage: Eukaryota; Metazoa; Chordata; Actinopteri; Cypriniformes; Cyprinidae. The transcript has 6 exons. The record is from RefSeq and is a predicted model, not a curated record. Gene Ontology annotation, biological process: epigenetic programing of male pronucleus. Gene Ontology annotation, molecular function: histone binding; chromatin binding. Gene Ontology annotation, cellular component: male pronucleus; germinal vesicle; female pronucleus.